Molecule: messenger RNA, 5169 nt
Organism: Cottoperca gobio
Lineage: Eukaryota; Metazoa; Chordata; Actinopteri; Perciformes; Bovichtidae
Gene: man1b1b
Product: mannosidase, alpha, class 1B, member 1b
Exons: 14
Coding region: 335-2263 (642 amino acids)
Biological process (GO): carbohydrate metabolic process; mannose trimming involved in glycoprotein ERAD pathway
Cellular component (GO): endoplasmic reticulum; membrane
Molecular function (GO): mannosyl-oligosaccharide 1,2-alpha-mannosidase activity; calcium ion binding
Source: RefSeq, a predicted model, not a curated record
UUACGAUAUUUCGAGGACGUCACUGAAGGCAGCAUGGUUGUACCGCCACACAUUUGUUGUCAGUGAGCAACAUGACAGCCUUAGCUACACGUUGAUGAUAUGUUUUUGUAUUGUCUGUGUAACGGUUAUAAAACGAGGACUAACGGCUGCGCGGUUUUCGGUAAGAGUAUCGGUGAAGUGUUUUAUACAUGAAGAGACCCGCAAGGCAGUUUCAUUAACGUCGAGCUAACCGCAGUUUUGACUGCUGAAAACGUUACCCUGGUGGUGGAUUAGACUGGUUGCACAUCAAACUUAACGUUAACGCUGAAUACUUUACAAGGGCUGGGUUACAGACAUGCACCCACCAUCUCGACAGGAAUACAUAUCUAUAAGCUUCGCUGGACAAGGAAGUGGCAGUUACAAUAACAGCAAGCAUUGGAGGAGGCAGUCCUGCUGGAGGAAAUGGAAACAGCUUUCCAGGCUGCAGCGGAGCCUUAUCCUCUUCCUCCUGUUUAUUUGUGGAAUUGCUUCCUAUCCUGCUGUUAAUGAACACCUCAGAGGCCUUACAGAUGGAGACCAGCACACAGACAGUAACAGCGUCCUGAAACCCGUCAUCCCUCAUGUGCUCCCUGAGCCUGUCGAACCGGGACAACCACCACUGCCAGAACAAACCUCCCAGAGGAAAUUAUCCAAUAAGAGAGGGCCACCAGUCCUUCAGAAUCGUGUUCAGAUGAAGGGAAACGCUUCAAAUACAGUGGUUGAGGACAAGGCCGCUGACGGCAAGAAAGAAGGGGAGGAGGAGGUCAUCAGCUGGCAUAGGCCAGUGAUCGAUACUGACCAAGCCACAGAAGGCACCAAGGAUGGGGGAAAUAAGGAGUAUACACUUUCCAACCAAAAAGCCAAACCAUCAAACCUGUCAGAAGCUAGCUUGCUGGAGGCGGUGAAGGACGCUUUCAGACAUGCAUGGAAGGGUUAUAAAGACUUUGCUUGGGGCCACGAUGAGCUCAGGCCCCUCUCCAAGUCCUACAGCGAGUGGUUUGGCCUCGGUUUGACGCUUAUCGAUUCCCUGGAUACGAUGUGGAUCCUGGGACUUAAAAAAGAGUUUGAAGAAGCGAAGACAUGGGUAGCCACAGAGCUCACAUUCAACAAGAAUGUAGAUGUCAACCUAUUUGAAAGCACCAUCCGCAUCCUGGGAGGCCUACUGAGUACCUACCAUCUGACUGGAGACACCAUGUUCCUGGACAAAGCUAAAGACAUCGGUUCCAGGCUGAUGCCAGCCUUCAACACCCCAUCCAAGAUUCCCUACUCUGAUGUGAACAUCGGGAAAGGCACAGCCCACCCCCCUCGCUGGACGUCAGAUAGCACUGUGGCUGAGGUUACAAGCAUCCAGCUGGAGUUCAGAGAGCUCAGCCGCCUCACCCAGGAACCACAGUACCAGGAUGCUGUGGCAGAGGUUAUGAAACAGGUCCACAAGCUGGACGGCAAGCUAGAUGGUCUCGUGCCCAUGUUCAUCAACACAAACAACGGACAGUUCACCCAUCAAGGCAUCUACACAUUGGGAGCCAGAGCAGACAGCUACUAUGAAUACCUGCUGAAGCAGUGGAUCCAGGGAGGCAAGACGGAAAACCAGUUCUUGGAGGACUACCUGCAGGCCAUAAAGGGUGUAAAGAAGAACCUGUUGCAGAAAUCUUCCCCUAAUGGCCUCACCUUUGUUGGAGAGCUCUCACAUGGACAGUUCAGCUCCAAAAUGGACCAUCUAGUGUGUUUUCUGCCGGGCACUCUGGCUCUCGGUGCCCACAACGGCCUGCCUGCUGAUCACAUGGAUCUGGCCAAACAGCUGAUGGAGACCUGCUACCAGAUGUACAUCCAGAUGGAGACGGGCCUCAGUCCAGAGAUCGUCCACUUCAACAUGCAUCAGGGCAGCAUCCGAGACAUCGACGUAAAGCUUGCAGACAGGCACAACCUCCUACGACCAGAGACGGUGGAGAGUCUCUUCUACCUGUACAGGUUCACCAAGGACCACAAGUACCAGGACUGGGGCUGGGAGAUUCUACAAAACUUUAAUAAGUUCACCAAGGUUUCCUCCGGUGGCUACACCUCCAUAAAUAAUGUGCGUGACCCCGACUACACAAGUCCUCGUGACAAGAUGGAGAGCUUCUUCCUUGGAGAGACCCUGAAAUAUCUGUACCUGCUCUUCUCAGAUGAUCCCAACCUCAUCAGUCUAGACCAGUAUGUCUUCAACACUGAAGCUCAUCCUCUGCCUAUAUGGCCCUCCACGGCGUGACACAAACACACAGGAAUUCUAGUGACAGAUGAAACUGCAUAUAUGAACACAACAUCUCAGGGUUGGUCUAACACCAAGAUAAUUCCAUUGUCUUCUGUGACUGAAUGUUGUCAAAACAACAAACCCAGACCACUGAUGGAACACUUCUCCUUUUUACUGAUUCAAUCAAUAGUUUGCUAUGUGCUGACAGCCAUGUAACAAUGACAAGAGCCUGGUUCAAUUUGUGGCCUUGUUUAUUUAUUUGACCGGUGGUUUUUGUUGUAUGGACUUCUGGUAGUGAUAGAGUUCAUGUUGGUGAAGCAGAGGAAGAUUUCUGUCCUCCUGACCACCCAUAGCAUUAAAUAAAGCCUGAUUGUAAAUUGAAUCAAAGAUGUCUUAAUCACAUGUUAGAGGAUGAGGAGGAGUGCCAGGACUGAUGCAGGUGUUACGAAGCUGAUACUGAGGUUUCCAAUUUAAAGCUGCUCAUAGCUUAUACUUUGCUUACAGCUAUGCACAUUCUAUUUCUAACUAAAACGUCAGAAAUGUUUAUUUGUAUUUUACCCCUGCAUUGUAUCCGGUGGAAAGGUUUCUUAAACAGUUUCUAGGCCGAUACCUGCCGUGGUGGGAGUGACAGCAGGCGCCUUUUGUAGCAAAACAUUCCCUCACAGCAGCCACCAGCUGCUGCACCUGCAACCUGACCUCUCUGCUGACAUGCUGUUACAUGGUUGUGACUCUUGCAGGGCUUCAAAAAGAAAGCUAAUUUGUCCAUCACACUGUGCAAUAUAUUCAUUGUGCUCUGGCUAUUACUGUUCUCAGAUGGCCUCCCUCUUCUUCUUGACAGGAAAUAAAGCCAAAGCCUCCUGACAGGACUUGAGUGUGCCCUCAGUCCAGGUAUUUGCCUGUCCCAUGCUGCGUUCAUGUCUUACAGGAAUGAGAGUAAUACCACACUUGAUCAAGUAGUAAACGUUAGGUUUAAUUAACGGGUGACAUCGUCCAGUUAUGAAGAUAAAUAUUUAUCAGUUUUUCUUAAAUGUUCUUGUCAUAAUGUUGGUGCUGGAAGCAACAUUCAGAUCAUUUUCAUAAGUAAAAGCACAUCAUCAGUUAAAUGUAUUAAAACUUACACGGCUCCAUACAAAGGAGGAUACACCAAGCAAUGGGUUUUUUGCAACCUGGCAACCCAAAAGUUGUUCUCAUGAUUAAUCUAUAAUGUCUUAGUAAAUUAUUUAAUAAAGCCUCAUCAUAUUUUAUAAGACGUUUUGUUUUAGAUGUAAAAUCCUGAUCUGAAAAAUAAUAACUCCAACUGUAUGGAGUAAGAAGUACUAGAUUUCCCCUGAAAUAAAGUAAAGUAGAAGUAUAAGGUAGAAUACAAUUUAAAUACUCAAGUAGCUCAAAAUUGUACUUUGAGUCAUGUACUUUUACUACUGCCCUUUGUACUGAAAGCCAUCAUUUAGUUGUGGUUGUAUUGAACCAUUGUGGCUGUUACAAAAUAAUAAGCAGGACUGUAUUCUAUUGAUGCAAAAAUAAAGUAGUUAUAAAGUAGUACCGUGUCAGGUAUUUAAUUGGUUUUCUAGAAAAUGUGCUAAAUCAGGAUAAAUGUGAAUAUCACGAUAGGCCACUCCUUGUAUAUUAUUUCUGCUAUGCUCCUCUUUCUUGUUGCAUUGCUUUAAUUCAAAACUUAAAGAUACAUAAAUCUUAAUCUAAUUGUCUGAGGUUUUAUUCUUUUUAGGUGUUGAAAGUCAUUACAUUUGUACUUACUGCUGAUUUGGUUUCAAACUGGGAUCUCUGAGGUCAUCAACAAGGAAGUGUUGCUGCAGGGAAUGAUACGUUAUUGAUAAACUCUUCUACAAAUAGAACUGAAGUCUUGCUGUUUAUUUCCAUUUGACAUGAAUGCAGCAUCAGUCUCUGCUCGGGACUGACUUUGGUCUGAUUCCAGUUGCCAGGCAGCAGAUUUAUUUAUUUAUUUCAUAAAACGAACAUUUAACAGUUCGUUAAAUGUUCGUUUUAUGACGACAUCAAUGGGUUCUUGGCAUUGAUGAUUUAUUGUUUUGGUUGAGAAGCUGCUCUUUUCACUGAAUGUUCCAUGUCUUUCUUCUUUUGUCAUCUUCCUUGGUGAGAUGUGGAGUACAUCUGUUUGUCUUUGAAGAGAGACAUUAAUUUGAAAUAUAAUUUGUUGCAUGUAAUUACUCUACUUGUGCAUUUUUGUAGUUGAAUGCUUGCAGUCAUUCUUGUAAAUAUUAGUUUGCAUCAUAGCUCCACUUGUAUGUGUUUUCAAGAUUUUUGUAUUGAAACCAAACUCCUCUUGUAUGUUUCCUCGGUGUUUCAUGUGUGCCUUCAAUGUUGCUUCAGACAACAUUCAAAAGACAACUGUUAACUUGCUGAUGUCCAUUUUCUAUCCUUUCAAGCCAUUACUUACAUGCGCAUACGUUGCUGGUUUGCUACAGUUAGAUCAUUGUGAUCACUGCAGAAUGAUAUGACUAUAAACAAUAAAAUAAGGAGUUACAUUUUUCCAGCAAUCAUUAGGUUUACACAAUGCUAAUCUCUAGCAGUGUGUAUAUAAAUCCUGCCUGUAGCAGCGCUGUGUGACCCCUCCCUGGAUGUAUUUCAGCAUAAUUCAGCCAAAGAUAUGCUGAAAACAUAAUAAACCCUGGUGUUUGAUAUUGUAACGAUGAAAAGCCAUUUCUCCAAAGCCACCUUUCAGGAAAAACUAACAAAAGGAGAUAUUUUCAAUGCUUUUGAUAACAAUUUGAUCAAUAUUUUACAGGAGGCUGCACACAGCUGUCACGACACAAAUAUCAUCUUUGGGAUUCAAUGUUUUGUUUUUAAUUUUGAAUCAAAACACAAAAUGUAUUGUCACAUGGUGUAUGAUAAACGCUGGAUUGGCUUCAAUUUUGUAAAAAUGUAGAAAUAAAAGAUUUUAUUGAACAGAA